This is a messenger RNA of Tachysurus fulvidraco (yellow catfish), 6100 nucleotides long. RefSeq names its product E3 ubiquitin-protein ligase RNF166. Bases 370 to 1086 code for a protein of 238 amino acids. The transcript is spliced from 7 exons. The record is from RefSeq and is a predicted model, not a curated record. Lineage: Eukaryota; Metazoa; Chordata; Actinopteri; Siluriformes; Bagridae. Gene Ontology annotation, biological process: protein polyubiquitination; ubiquitin-dependent protein catabolic process. Gene Ontology annotation, molecular function: ubiquitin protein ligase activity.
CGUCUGAUAGAUAUCACAAACGUUAUAAUUGCAGGGUAGUAUUUUCAGCAAUCGUUUACGAAAGUCAGUAGUUAAUACGUUGCGAUUCGUUUGCAUGAAAUCGAGCGCGUCUAUUGUUUGGGGAAAAAAGCUGUCGCAAUGAAUUAUGGGGAAUGUAGUUCAUGAAGGAGGUCCUGCUGCUAAGGUGUUUAUUGACAAAACUACAACACCCAUACAGCACUUCUCUUACUAACUUAACGGUUUGGUUAAAGCUACGCUGGGAGUUGUACAGGUCCAGAGCUCAGUGUUGAGACCCAGAGCAAAAGGGGAAGAAAGGAAGAAGGUCCCUUUGAAGCAGCAGCUGAGAGGAGGAGGGUUACAGCGUUCAUCAUGGCGAUGUUCCGCAGUUUUGUUUCAGCUGCCCAGCUCAGACAGCCUCAUCCCCAGCCCCAGCUGCAACACGGAGAGAGUCUGGAGAGCCAGUUUUCCUGCCCCAUCUGCCUGGAGGUUUAUCACAAACCCGUCAGCAUCGCCAGCUGCGCUCAUACGUUCUGUGGAGAUUGCCUUCAGCCGUGUCUGCAGGUGACGUCUCCCCUCUGUCCCCUGUGCCGUAUGCCCUUCGACCCCAAGAAAGUGGACAAAUCGUCCAGUGUGGAGAAACAGCUCUCCUCUUAUAAAGCACCAUGUAGAGGAUGCAGCAAAAAAAUCACACUGGUCAAAAUGAGGUCACACAUCUCAUCUUGCACAAAGGUGCAGGAACAGAUGGCCAACUGCCCAAAGUUCAUGCCUGUGGUUCCCACAUCACAGCCCAUACCCAGCAAUAUUCCAAACCGAUCCACAUUUGUGUGCCCGUAUUGUGGAGCUCGAAAUCUGGACCAACAAGAGUUGGUUAAACACUGUAUGGAAAACCACCGCAACGACCCCAACAAAGUGGUGUGUCCCGUGUGUUCAGCCAUGCCCUGGGGUGACCCCAGCUACAAGAGCUCCAACUUCUUGCAGCACCUCCUGCACCGGCACAAGUUUUCCUAUGACACAUUUGUGGACUACAGCAUUGAUGAGGAGGCCGCACUGCAGGCAGCACUGGCCCUCUCUCUCUCUGAGAAUUAAGAGUUCAUCCAAGUAGCCUUCACUUUUCACCACCUCCAACCACCAUAAUCAAUCACCAUCACUCAGCCCAACCGCUUUAUCCAAUCAGUUGUCUCUCUAACUCCUUCAUGCUGCAGACAGGAACAUAAAGGAGUGUCAUUUCCAUCCUAGUUUUUCCCACUCCACACUUCACCAGGUAGCUGCACGGCUGGUUCUGCACCUGGUGUUACAGACACAAGACCACCACACUUUUCUGCCCACAAUUCCACGCUUCCUUCACUGAUGGAGGUGGAGCACACAAUCAUUUAUAACUGCUGCAAUCAAUAACAACAGCAUUCUUGGUGUAUCUCGUAUCUAUGGUGAAUAACACUGCAAGCUUCGAUCGACAUUCGAGAGGGAAAGAACGAAACUGCAUUUCACCAUCAGAUUUUUUUCCAUCAGUUCUGUUUUUCUCUCUCUUUCUCUCUUCUUCAAACAUGGACAGAUGGCAGAGUAAGUAGGAAAAGCCAUCAUACAGACCACAGUGGAAUGUAUGAGAGCAUUAUUUCAGGCUUGAAUGAUGAAAGUCCUUGUGUCUACCCCAUUAUUGCCAUGGUGACUGUGUAAAUGAUGGACACCUCAGAAACAGAGUCUCCUGUUGGGUAAAUAUGAGAGAGAGCAAGAAAGAGAGAGAGAGAGAGAGAGCUCCAUUACUUUACUGUAAGCAGAAGGAAGCUGAGAUGAAUGAUGAUAGUACCUACCUUGUGGGAAUGACUCAGCUUUAGGCAAUACUCAUACAGCAGAGAGAAAUGAUCCAGUGUUCACACCAUCACUGCUAUCACGACUUGACCAUCGCUAAAAACAUCCCCUUUAUUUCUAUUUCUUUUUCUUUCUUUUUUUUAUUUUGUAAGUGAACACUCACGAUUUUCUACAUGACAGAAGUCUAGUUCUAAUGUUCUUUUAUAGUUCUCUGAUGGGAUGCUAGUACUGCUUUUAUUUUCACCCUGUUCUUUAAUGGUUUACCUUGCUAAAAUAAUAUUUUUUACAAAGCAUCAGAUCAGAAGAAUAUCUAUUUUUGGAAAAAUGUUUCCUUUAAAAUCAGCUAAUACUGAGAAAGUGGAAAGUGAAACUUGUGCCGACUCGUUUGAACUUCUUCAUAUAUAUAUAUAUAUAUAUAUAUAUAUAUAUAUAUAUAUAUAUAUAUAUAUAUAUAUAUAUAUAUAUAUAUAUAUAUAGGAGGUUGGGGAAUAGAUCACAAAGCUUGACCACUAGGUGGCGCCAUGUGUUAGUUCCAUGGGAAGGCUGGUGGCAUGAACCAUAGUCAUUCUGACCCCAGUUUCAUGCCACACUUGGAUGAUGUUGUGUAGUAGAUUUCAUGCCCAAGGUUUCUGACUAGCAGAGAGUCAUCAUGUGGCUCUGGAUAUCAGACUGAGAUACAAUAUAUUGUAUGAGUAUGUUACUCUCAUAAUGAUGGAUAUUAUGUUGAAUUGAGUGAGGCAGCGAGGUAUUGUCUAUGGCAGUUCUGACAUUCACUCCUUCAGCAGAUGGAAGCAGACCGUAAUCCAAACACAGUGCAGUUGAUGGUUAAAAGACUCAAUUCAGAAGCCCAGCUGUGGCUCACUUUGCUUUGAACGUUUUUUGGUAAGCUACCACUUUCCCAUACUGCUUCUAUGGGGAAAGACAAAUUAAAAACUGCCUGAAGGCAAAUUUGCUUAAAAAAUAGUUCAACUGAAAUGAACGACACCGUUUUCUCAGACUGUCAGUGAAGCUAACAUGGGCACGGAAGAAAAAAAUCUGUCACUGGCAGUCGCUGUGUCUCAUCAGAUUUUUUUGUCUUAUAUCUGUAAUAUAUUUCAUUUACUUUUGAUUGUUCAAACCUUUUAUCCUGAGCGUUCAUCACAAUCAUUUUGUAUUGUUUGUAUCUUUUGAUAGUGAAGAUCUGAAAUCAGGUUUUUUUCCUUGACUAUUUUGGCAGCCUGGCUGCAUGCAGAGAGAAUAAGAGUGACUCACUGAGAAGGUGACGCCAAACACUGGCAGUGAACGCCGGGUGACGAGAUUCAGUUUUAGAUUUGAUUUCUUACAAACACUUUCCCAUCAUUAUGUGCAUAAUCAUGGUUAUUUUCUUUUGUAAAGUUUCUUUAAAAAAAAAAAAGGAAACGCUUGAUUAGAUGAUUCUCCUUGAUGUCUCCUUGUCCUCCAUCUUGUGUGUCAAUUACUCCUAAUGUGUGUAAUAUGAAGUUGUGCAACAAAACACAUGGGAAAAAUACGCCUGUCUUCAUGUGCUGGAGUCUUUGUAUAAGCAGAACUGCUUUUAAGAGGCGGUUUAACGGAAAGAAUUGAAACUUGUACAUUUUAAUAGUCAGAUUGUGAGUGUUUACCUCGUUAUUGUCGCUGGGUUUAAACCCUGAUUCAUGUGAAAUCAUCGUAACAGAUCCAGCAAAGUUAAAAUGUUGCACUGGUUCUAAUCACUAGGGAUUUUAUCCUAGUAUUAUGAUUUGCCUUUGUACUGUAAAGUAGGCAUGUGCCGAUCAAUAUACUGUAGUGUAGUUGCGGGAGCACUUUAAAUAAAUAGGAAAUCUUGUCACUGCUCAUGUGUUCUGUAUGAAAGGAAACUCCUGAAGUAGGAAGCAGUUUAAAGCAGCAUUUACACACUUGAGAGAAUGUUUCCUUAGUGGUCAUGAUGCUAAAGUGUUUAGUGACAGAAAAAGCAGUGAGCAUUAAUAUAGAUGCUGUUACAUUUGCAGAAUAUCUCAUUCAUGCAGAAUAAAUGUGCCCCGAAUGACGUAACUAUGCUUGCUCCGAAAGUUUGGAAAAUGUUGGAAAAUAUCUGCAAUGCUGCAAUAAAUCAACCUGAUUACGACUGCAUGACUUGUAUAGAAGUAACGUGGAUAUAAUAAGUCAACACACCCCUGUUAAAACUGCAAAAUAAGGAUGAUAUGGCUACAAAAAUAAAAUCGAGUGAAAAAACAAAUGUGGAAACAAAAGAAAAAAAAAUUGCAAAAGUAUGCACACUCUUAAAAUAAGGCAUGUGACUGUGCUCAGUAUUAACAAUAACUUUAAUUAAAGUGAUGACUUAAAUAUCGUUCAGCUACUAAUUAAUAAACUGAUUCUGAUUGAAACCAGAUAGACAUUCUUGACAUUAUGUUGUCUUCAUCUGAAUGCUGAAGCCAUGGUCUGCGCUUAAAUAGAGCAUGUACGGGAUCUCCUUAUAGAAAGGUAUCGACCAGGACUGGGGUCCAUUGAACUGAUGGGGCUCUACAGAAACAUCACCCAGAACAAGACAUCCCUCGAAAACAGGUGAAAUAACAAGCAGAAAACAUGCUAAACGACUUACAACAACAUUAAAGGAGUAAUGGUCACUCUCUUAGUGUGGCAGGAGUCUCGUCUAUUUUUUUUACAUGUCUGGGUUAUGAGUAGAUGGAAGCUCUAACUGCUGGGGGAAAAAACAUUUAACUGUCUAAUGAGACCAAAGUAGAACUUUAUGGCCAUCAUUCUAAAAGAUUUGUUUAGCACAAAAACAAAAGAAUGCCACAGUGAAGCAUGGUGGUGUCAGCAUCAUACUAAUGGUCUGCUUCUUUUCAGCUAGGACUGGUGCAUCGGCCAAGAUAAAGGAAAUCAUCUAUUUUAUCACAAAAUCUGCAGGUCUCUUUUAGACAGUUUAAGAAAAAUGUACAGGGCAUUUUUAAAAAGAAAGAGAGGAAUAUAAUGGACAGAUUCAGAUGUGCUAUGUUGGUAUUACAAGAUGCUUUAACAAAGAAUUAGUUAUGGGGUGUGUAUACUUAUGUAACCAGCUUGCUGGGUUUUUUUUUUGUUUGUUUGUUUGUUUGUUUGCUUUUUUCUCUCUGACCAACACACAUCCCUUUCCUUUUUUCUUUUCCAUCAUAAAGCCCUACCACUGUUGCACGGGUGUGUGGACGUCCAUCGAUAAGCUAGUAAGCUUUAAUUUAGUCACGUUUAUAAUCUUUCUAUAAUACAGUAAGAGGUUAUGGGAAGUGGUGAAGCAGUUAUGGGAAUGAAAACAUCACAUCGGCACAUGCCUACUGCCAAGUGUACUUUGUAACGGUCACAAAAGAUUACAUUUUGGAGAAUGAUAUUUUUUGUGACAUUUCUAGAUGACGAAUAAUGGCUAAUAAUAAUAAUAAUAAUAAUAAUAAUGCCAACAACAGCAGCUGUAUUUGGUGUAUCUGUGUUCAGUAAUGUGUUUCUUUGGCUUUUUAAGGGUGUUAAUAAGGAUUGUAAGGCUUUUUAAAGCUGCAGGUGGUCUGACUGUUGUAUGAGAUGUAUCAUGAUCUCAUAAUUAAACACAGAGAAAAGAGAGUAUCUGGACUGAAAAUGUCAGAAAACCUCGGACGUUUCUUUCGCUGUUCAAACUCAGCAACGACCUGCGACUGCGUCAACCAUUUCCCUGAAUUUUUUUACUUAUUUACUAUCAAUGCUAUUUUCUAAGUGUUUGUAAUAUACCACAUGCAAAUAAUCUUCAUGUUCACUGCUGUAGCAUAACACGUAGGUUUUUAAACUUUUUUAUAUAUGGCAUUUUUUUCUUCCCCACUGGCUCCCUUUGAGAACGAUACAAAGCGGAUCAUUUCCAUACGUGUGCGUCUCCCGCAUUGUGGGCCCAAGCAUGAGCUGGAGAAAUGAAUCACUCAGCAUCUCAAUGUGGGGCUCGACGUGGAGAAAUAAGGACUAUGUGGAUUCUUAUGGAUCUAUGAGGAAAAAUGGCUUCUUGCUCAGCAGAGACUCAUUGUUUUCCUGUAGCUGUUAGUAGGAGCUUGCUUGCGGAGACAAACAGAAGGACAUCUCACAACUUGGCAGAUCCAUCACUGAUCCAGUGACUGCAAGCUGUGCCUGUGUUCCCGGGUGUGUAUACGGGUGUGCGCGUGAGCUGUCUCAAUGGAAAUAUGCAUUCAUGACAUAAUAAUGAUAACAGUAAUAAUGAUGAUGCUAACACCAGUGUGGAGUUUUGAAGCUGUAAUGCUGUUUGAGGUUUAAUAGUUUACUUAUAUGAUGUAUUUGUAGCAGUUUUUCCCCCCCUCAAUAAAACCACAGACCCAUCUUA